AUUCCAAUAAAACAUGGGUUCAUAAACUUUUUGAAGGAACUUUGACAAAUGAAACAAAGUGCCUAACUUGUGAAACCGUAACAAGUAGAGAUGAAUCAUUUCUUGAUCUUUCAAUAGACAUAGAACAAAAUACCUCAGUAACAAACUGUUUAAAACAAUUUUCUGCAAGUGAAAUACUAUGUCAUAAAAAUAAAUUUUUGUGUGAUGUAUGUUGUAGUUUACAAGAAGCUGAAAAAAG
Molecule: messenger RNA, 238 nt
Organism: Entrophospora sp. SA101
Lineage: Eukaryota; Fungi; Glomeromycota; Glomeromycetes; Entrophosporales; Entrophosporaceae
Source: the annotation of a GenBank genome assembly